AUGGGCCUCCUCAGUAUGCCAAACGAGCUCCUGGUCAGGUCUCUGACCCUUUUAUCCUACGCAGACCUUGCUCGCUGUGCUAUGUACGCGUUCCUGCUGGGUCUCACUGGCAUGCAGGACGGCGUGGGCGCGGAGGGUGUUGCCGCCCGUCUCGCGAAGCUGCGGCAGUACCAGAAGGCGCGCAGCAAGCCGCUUGAGAACGCGACCGCUACCAUUCAGCCCUUGCCUGAAGAGUGUAUAGAGGAGAGCAGCGGCAACAUUGUCGCGUAUGUGGACUGCGCCGAAGACGCUGAUGAUACUGUCAUACACCUGGUGCAGCUACCGUCUCCCUUGCGGGGUGUGGAGUCCAGACGGUGGACGAUCUUCUGCUCUGACUCCGUCACCGCUUUCUCCGUGGAGUCGAGCAUGGACCUGCUCGUGGUGGUGAUCGAGCGCGCCGGCGAGCCCCAUCCACGCGCCCAGAAGCCGAGUUGGACGUGCGAGCUUCCGGACGCCUAUGCUCCCAACGUAUCUAUACUCAUCAUCGAGGACAAGCUCGCGAUGGACUUUGUUCAUGGGACUACUACGGCAUCAAGCUCCUUCAGGCUAUGGAACUGGGAAACCGGCGAGCAAUACUCGCUUCCUGCAAUCGCGCGUGAAGGCGCAUGCUGCUUCUUAGAUUCGCAGCACAUUGCAGUCCUCGCGGAGCCGGCGAACGAUCCUUCAUGCAAGAAGACGAGGACGGCGGCGUUUGACAUUCUGCGUCUGAAGUCCCCAUCCGACGUUAGACGCGUUGUCCGCCUGUGCCUUCCCCGAUACAAGAAGUGGAGUCGCCCUGGGCUCUUGGAGUGGGUGAGCGACCAGCGGCCGGCCUCGUGCGAUUACAAUCGUACGCGGAACGCCCUCAGCGCUGGAUGCUUUGCGGCAGGGCCUUGCGCUCGCAUUGUUGGACUGCGGGUCCCGUCGCACGACUGCUUCGAGGAGACGCCCUUGUUCAUCAUGUCCGUGACCAAGCUACUGCGUCUAACCGUGGGCUGGGAAGACUGGGGACCGCGCACGACGCGUUUGUUCCUCCACCACGAGAGCACGUAUAUGAGCAUUCGUGUAACGCGCUACGUGCUACAGCGCACGCCACUGGCACAUCGCCCAGGCUUCUUCGUCUUCGACUUUGGGUGCGACAAGUUCAGGGCCGAGCAGGGCGACGAGCAGUUCGAACGCAGUGGCGCACGCGUGACCGCAUCCACUCGCGACACGUCCAAGUACUUCGACGGGCCUAUAACAACUCACUUGCCUUAUCAUUCUUUGGUGCAUCAUCUGGACGAAGAUACAUGGAACCGGUGUGACUUGACAACGGUCAGGGAGAUCGACGAUGGGGUGAUUGUAGGCCAGUUGGACCACGAAGAGAUGGAUGCGGCCUGCACGUCUACAUUGUUAUGGGGCUGGUUGUCUAGAACAAUGAGCACGACAUUGGUUGAUUCUGAAGUGCUAUGCUGCUCCUUGCCAACGGAGCUGCUUGUCCAGUCACUGAAGCUGCUACCCCAUGACGAUCUUGCGCGUCUGAUGAUGGUCUGCACGGGUCUGCGAGACGUCAUCAGAGAGACCGCGUCUCUUCAGUACGCCUUCCUGCUCGGUCUCAAUGGCAUGCAAGACGGCGCGGGCGCGAUGGACACGGCUACACGCCUCGCAAGGCUCAGGCAGUACGAAACGGACAUGCGACAGCUCCGCUUUUCCGCCACUAUCAUACCCAUCCCUGCCCGCGAUCCGAUAUAUAAGGUCGCCGGGGACACCAUCGCGUACAUGACGGACGAUGAAGGCACCAAGCGACUGGAUUUUGUUCGAACGCCGUCACAUUUGCGGGGCGUGGGCGAUACCAUUAAGUGGAGGGUCGAUUGCCCUGUUGGUAUCCGGGAGUUCUUCAUAGAGCCCAGCCAGAAUCUUCUUGUGGUGUUGCGGAUACACUCGUUAUGGAAUUGGCAGACGGGCGAGGCGUAUGCGUACCGGACGGCCGCGAAGGACAAGUUCAUGCGUUGGGUGUGGGAUGGUGUCCCCGCAUCUCGCGACCAUGAGUGCACGGACCGGAACUCUUCGACUUCUGGAUGCUUUGCGUCGAGGCCUCAUUCCCGCCCUCUCGGACUACAAAUCUCGUCAGGUCGCUCGACAACACCUUUUGUCGGGGUCUUGAGCAUUGAUGAUGGCGUGGUUUUGGUCCAGAUUCUCCAUUACCUAGAUGCUGUGGAUAUCGCCCGCUGCAGAGCUGUAUGCCGCGUGCUAUGCGGGGCUAUCGACGGUACGCCAACUCUGUGGUACAAACAGAAGCUGGGAAUGCAUAACAUGGUCAACGGAGGAGAUCAGCACGAAACCCUUCUGGCAGACCGAGUACAACGUGCGGAGCGCUAUGUCAAGGCCUGGCGCUCGCUCGAGUGGUCCACGGAGACUCGCAUCCCCUUCGGCGGGAACUUGUGGGAAAUUGCGGGGGGCGUCGUCGCGUGUACGACCAGCGCGGGAAGCGGGGAGAUCAGCUUUACGCAGCUGCCGUCUCCGCUGCGUGAUAUAGAGCGCAAGACGUGGAGGCUGACUUUGAGGCAUGUCCCGCGCGAUUUUACCAUUGAUCCGAGCCAGGAUCUGCUCGUCUCGAUACACUCUGAAAGACAAAAUGAGUACGACGUUCACUUGCUUUCGAUGUCGACCGGGGAGCAGCAUCCGGCCGCCCAGAUAUCGCCCCUGGUCUACAAGACCAAUCGUACGCCUGUUCAGUAUGAGCUCCUUGUCUAUGAAGAUAGGCUUGGGAUACUCUUUGUCUCCAAUGACGAGGCGGCACGCUUCAACGUCUGGGAUUGGAAAACGGGACAGGAGUACAGGCCUCCUUUCCAGGACGCUUUCAUCACGUCUGCAUGUUUUCUCGACGCCAACACGGUCAUGGCGACCGCGUACACCCACCAAAUCACUGCGCCGAACAACGUCUUCCUGAAGGUCGUUGACAUCACGACUCCCGACGCGCCUAUGCCUAUCUCCCACCUGCAAUUCCCUAUCAUGCAUCCCAACACGGACGCGAUGGCGGACCUGAUCUGGGACUCGCCGCCAACCUGGGAGGGCGGCGUGCCACCCAUAGGCUGCUUCGCGCACACCCGCACACGCCUCAUCGGCAUCGCCAUGAGUGCGUGGGUAAUGACAGUAGACCUCGCCGCCGGCCCCGCCGCGCGGCGCGUCCCUCUGAUGUUCAUACUAUCCAUCUCCGAGAUCCUGGCGCGCCUCCCGCGACGGGAGACCGCCUCGUUCCCCGUCUCCGUCUCCUGGGAGGACUGGGGCACACACGCGGCGCACAUCUUCGACCGCGAGACCUCGCAGGUGUGGGUGUGCUAUGUCCGCGGCCCGCGCUACGCGCUGCUGGACGAGCUUCCGCUGGACGCGCCCCCGUCGGCGUAUACGGUCUACGACUUCAGCCCGGGCCCGACGAGGGCGGAGACGGCCGAGCUGAAGGGAUCGUUUUAUGAGGACCGGGACGUCUUCGUCGACCCGGUGAAAGCCUGCUUGCCGUGUCGCAAGAUUCAGGGACGGAUACCGCUGAGGCCGAACAUGCCCGAGUUCAUGUCUGUUAUGCUAGCCGACGAUGGAGUAGUGUUUGUCUCAGAUUCGGGCGAGGAGUUUUGGGCGUGGACGUCUUGA
Molecule: messenger RNA, 3642 nt
Organism: Schizophyllum commune H4-8
Lineage: Eukaryota; Fungi; Basidiomycota; Agaricomycetes; Agaricales; Schizophyllaceae
Exons: 17
Coding region: 1-3642 (1213 amino acids)
Molecular function (GO): protein binding
Source: RefSeq, a predicted model, not a curated record